Drosophila innubila is the source of this 1426-nucleotide messenger RNA. RefSeq names its product elongation factor 1-gamma (gene eEF1gamma). Gene Ontology annotation, biological process: translational elongation. The transcript has 3 exons. Gene Ontology annotation, molecular function: translation elongation factor activity. Gene Ontology annotation, cellular component: cytoplasm; nucleus. Bases 101 to 1387 code for a protein of 428 amino acids. Lineage: Eukaryota; Metazoa; Arthropoda; Insecta; Diptera; Drosophilidae. The record is from RefSeq and is a predicted model, not a curated record.
ACUAUUUUCUAGCAGAUUUGACUCCACCCCUAACAGCAGAGCGUUUAACCUGACGGCAACACUGACUGUGUCUUCUUCUUUCUCUCCGGCAGAAAUCACGAUGUCGACUGGAACGCUUUACACUUAUCCCGAGAACUUCCGUGCCUACAAGGCACUUAUUGCUGCCCAGUACUCUGGUGCUAAGGUGAAAGUGGCCGAUAACUUCAAGUUUGGCGAGUCCAAUAAAUCUGCGGAAUUCCUGAAGAAGUUCCCCAGCGGCAAGGUGCCAGCAUUUGAGACUGCCGAUGGCAAAUACCUGAGCGAGUCGAAUGCCAUUGCAUUCUUUUUGGCCAACGAGCAGCUGCGCGGUGGCAAAUGCCCCUUUGUGCAGGCUCAGGUGCAGCAAUGGAUCUCGUUUGCUGACAACGAAAUCGUGCCCGUCUCCUGUGCCUGGGUGUUCCCACUGCUCGGCAUUAUGCCGCAGCAGAAGAACUCGACGGCCAAACAGGAUGCGGAGGUUGUGCUGCAGCAGCUGAACAAGAAGCUGUUGGAUGCCACCUACCUCGCCGGUGAACGCAUCACUCUGGCCGACAUUGUUGUGUUCAGCAGCUUGUUGCAUAUGUAUGAGAAUGUGUUGGAACCCAGUGUGCGUUCCGCAUACGGAAACUUGAACCGUUGGUUCGUCACAAUCUUGAACCAACCUCAGGUUCAGGCUGUUGUCAAGGACUUCAAACUGUGCGAAAAGGCGCUGGUCUUUGAUCCCAAGAAGUACGCUGAAUUCCAAGCCAAGAAGCAACCACAACAGCAACAGCCCAAGCAGAAGGAGGAGAAGAAGCCCAAGGAAAAGAAGGAGGCAGCUCCCAAGAAGGCGGCCGAACCCGAGGAGCUCGAUGCUGCCGAUGAGGCUUUGGCUCUGGAGCCCAAGUCAAAGGAUCCCUUCGAUGCCAUGCCCAAGGGCACCUUCAACUUUGAUGACUUCAAGCGCGUGUACUCGAACGAGGAUGAGGCCAAGUCUAUUCCUUAUUUCUUUGAGAAGUUCGAUGCCGAGAACUAUUCCAUUUGGUUCGGCGAAUACAAAUACAGCGAGGAACUGGCCAAGGUGUUCAUGUCGUGCAAUCUCAUUACCGGUAUGUUCCAGCGUCUGGACAAGAUGCGUAAACAGGCAUUCGCUUCGGUGUGUCUGUUUGGUGAGGACAACAACAGUACCAUCUCCGGUGUGUGGGUGUGGCGCGGACAGGAUCUGGCCUUCACUCUGUCGCCCGACUGGCAGAUAGACUACGAGGUCUACGACUGGAAGAAACUGGAUGCCAAGAGCGAGGAGACCAAGAAACUUGUUACCCAAUACUUCUCGUGGUCCGGUACCGAUAAGGAUGGCCGCAAGUUCAACCAGGGCAAGAUUUUCAAAUAAAUGCAACCAAGUUAUUGAGAUUCAGCAGCAAAUGCAGCA